Molecule: messenger RNA, 513 nt
Organism: Helobdella robusta
Lineage: Eukaryota; Metazoa; Annelida; Clitellata; Rhynchobdellida; Glossiphoniidae
Exons: 3
Coding region: 1-513 (170 amino acids)
Source: RefSeq, a predicted model, not a curated record
AUGUCUGUCAAUGGAUGGAUUGUCAUUCAGCAGAGGAUUGAUGGCUCGCAGAGUUUCAACCAAACUUGGAACACGUACAAGAGUGGAUUUGGAACUUACAACGAUAAUUUCUGGUUGGGCUUGGAGAAGAUGCACCAAUUGACAACAUCGGCUGAUUACAGGUUGAGGUUUGAAGUUCUUAUCAAUGGAUCUUGGUUUUCCGAUGAAUAUGAUCAUUUCAAGGUUUGCACAGAAUUUCAGAAAUACUUUCUCAACGUUUCUGGAUACAGAGGAGAUAAAUAUGAUGUUCUGAACCAUCUGGAUCCAAAGUUCGUUCAAAAUGGAAUGAUGUUUUCUACACCGGAUCAAGACAACGAUCUUUCUUCAACAACCCACUGCGCUUUUGAUUAUUCAUCUGGAAAUUGGUACAACAGUUGUUACUGCCAGCGUCUGAAUGGAGUUUAUGGUUCAUCGUUUGAUUACGCUGGUUUUCCUGUCACUCGCUGUAGGAUGAUGGUGAAACGUAACUUGUAG